Messenger RNA from Syngnathus typhle (broad-nosed pipefish), 4326 nucleotides. It is a transcript of the gene fgf11a, whose product is annotated as fibroblast growth factor 11a. The transcript has 5 exons. Gene Ontology annotation, biological process: cell differentiation; positive regulation of cell population proliferation; positive regulation of gene expression. NCBI's taxonomy places the organism in Eukaryota, Metazoa, Chordata, Actinopteri, Syngnathiformes, Syngnathidae. The record is from RefSeq and is a predicted model, not a curated record. Gene Ontology annotation, cellular component: cytoplasm. The coding region runs from base 715 to 1464 and encodes 249 amino acids. Gene Ontology annotation, molecular function: growth factor activity; fibroblast growth factor receptor binding.
UCGUUCUGCCAGCUGCAAGGCAGCGAGCGUGGCUGAAGGACACAAGGCUCCGCUCGCACUUGGCGGAGGGACUUUGAGAGCUCGAUCCGACAUGGGGGGCUAGACACCGCCGGCGUUGCUCUUCCUCCUCCCGCGUCCACUCUUUGAAUGUCACCUCUGGAAGGAUGCUCGGAUGGAGCGCUACCACGUCUCCUCAAUCGCCCGCUCAGGACGGCAUGAAGGACUCGGAAAGGGGGAGUAAGUCAGGCAGCUUCCUCUUUCCGAGCUGAUACCUCAGGUCUCAUCUUCUUGUGCACUUCUUGGACGUCUUGACGCCGUCCGUCACCGAGGAGGACAGUUGACAGUCGAGAUUGAAGGAUUCCGCAAUUGGGCGAAUGCUGGAGGCAAACUUCCCCCGGAGGUCAAGGAGACAGGCUGGACUGGAGUGGAACUGAUGGAUUGGUUUAGAUAAGAACAUGGCCUGCCCAAACAAAAGGCGGCAAACGAAUCCAUUCGAGGCUCGCCAGAUCGGGAUCUUCAACAAGCCUCCGUUUCAGUUGUGUGCUUUUUGAGGGUGUGCCUCUUCUUGCCUUUCACCCAUUUCCCUCCAGCUCGUCAGCUCGAGACAACCGUAGCGCUGCCCCGUCGCCCUGGGUGAACGGGCAGGGGGGUGGCCCACGGUACCCCCCAUCACCCGGGCGCCACCAGGCCGCCAGCGGGGCCUGCGCUGGCAAGAUGGCCGCCCUUGCCAGCUCCCUCAUUCGACAGCGUCGGGAGGUCAAGGACCCCCAGACCAACCGUCAGAUUGCCAGCAAGCGAAAGCCGUGCCCGAAAAGCAACAAGUCGCUUUGCCAGAAGCAAAUCCUCAUUUUGAUAUCCAAGGUCCGAUUAUGCGGCAGUCGAGGGAGGAAAAUGGAAAAAAGACCAGAGCCGCAGCUGAAGGGCAUCGUCACGCGGCUCUACUGCCGACAUGGCUUCUACCUUCAAAUGCUGCCGAACGGCACCAUGGAAGGCACAAAGGACGAAAGCAGCUCCUUCUUGCAGUUCAACUUGAUUCCUGUGGGCCUCCGCAUCGUGGCCAUCCAAAGCACCAAGACGGGGCUCUACGUGGCCAUGAACAGCGAGGGCUACCUCUACACUUCGGAACACUUCACGCCAGAGUGCAAGUUCAAAGAAUGCGUGUUCGAGAACUACUACGUCACCUACUCGUCCAUCCUGUACAGACAGACGCAAUCGGGUCGGGCCUGGUACAUCGGCAUCAACCGGGACGGGCAGGUCAUGAAGGGAAAUCGCGUCAAGAAGACCAAGGGCGCCGCACAUUUUCUACCCAAACUCAUUGAAGUGGCCAUGUACAGAGAGCCGUCUCUACACGACGUCGCCGAGCAGAGUCCGCCUAGGAAAACGCCCAAGACCUCCAAUGACUCGCCUGUGCACCAUAUCGACAAGAAAGACCCUCAAAGCAAAACCAAAACCUCGUCGUCCUAGCGCUGAAAGAAAAGAGCACGGGAUCGAGGGGGACCCCUGGGGGACGCCUAAACAGAGUUGGACACUGAGGAAAAUAACCUCCCCGUCGACCUUCACGUCCUAACCUCUGUGUGACUACAAUAUGGGAAGCAAUAACUCCCACAAGAGGUGUGCCCUUCUUGCCAUAAGCGCCGUCUCACCCAACCCCCCCGAGUCGGUCCAGCAGCUGAGCAAAAAGUCUUCCUGGCAUUUACCAUCACGGGUGCAAUGGUGGAAUGCUGUUUUAAUUGGAUUGCUUCGAUCAACGUCUUCCAUGCUUGUCAGCAACUUUUUAAGAAGCCCUGUGUGUGCGUGUGCGUGUGUGUGUGUGUGUGUGUAUCUUCCAUCCACAACUGGUGUGAUUUGAUGAGUUUGUGACUUGUACUCAAUUUUUCACUUUUUAUGAUGUUGAUCACAACCUUCCAAAAACACACAGAUGAAAUGAAUAGCCCCCUAAAUAGCCAUCAAUCCACUAUUGUGUAAAAAAAAUACAAAAACAGCAAUAAUUAAUUCCAUCUUUACACAAGUGAAUAUCUUCUCACUUUUAAGCAAAGGGAGACUGAAUAUAAGGAGAGAAAAGUUGCGAUGAACUGAACCCAUUUAAUAAUUCCAUAAUUGUUACAUUUGUUCCAAGCCGGUAAUUGUUAAAACACCGCUUUCACACCGGGCGGAAGUGCUUAAGACCUUAAUUAAAUCGCUAAAUAGACCUUCAGGUUGCCAUGUUUGACCAGUCAUCCCCUAUGGAUCACUAAGUCCAUUAAAUGUUUGACUAUUCUUCACAAAGUAAUUACACAAAUGUUUAAUUAAACGGGCCCGCUGCGAGAACAGAAUUAAGACUAUGAGAUACGGAGAUUGGAGAUACUGCUUGGGUGGAGGUGCGGAAGAUUUAACUGUGAAAAAAAAAAAUCAUCUUUGGUAACUACUUCAUUCUAAGGGCUGGGACAUUUCUAUAUUGCAAUAUUAUUAAAAAAAAAAAAAAAGAACUUUCUUUUCAGGGUUAAAUCAAGAGGCAAGAAUUGUAGCUAAAACGUUACCUCUGGGUUUUGAUGCCAAAAAAAGGAUACAGUGGUGCCUUGAGAAACAAUUGGCUCGAUUUACAGCCUACUUGUCAGAUAGAAUAAGUAAAAAGUCUUGGGAGAAAAAAAAAAAAAAAAACGUCAAGCGAUUUAAUGCCACUCCCAGUUGAAGUUAAAUGCCAAAUUAAAAAUUAAAAAUAAUUAAAAGCGUAUUUGAAACAACAACACAGUUUAGCCAUGUAUCUGCUAGCUUAAGGCUAAUGCUCACAUAGGCAAUGUUUCGCGUCUAUGUUGCUUAAGAACUGGACAGUCAAUCUGUAUUCUUUAUCCUCUGCAAAGAACUAUAUGCAUCCAUCCCAUUUGGGUUCUAGUCAGGACACGCCCCGCUGCAAUAUGAUUGGCUGCUGCAUCGGCAUCCAGACAGGAAAAUCAUGCGUCCAAUAUGAAUUGCCCUUUCUAUUGACCCCAGGUGGCCAAGAUGGAUAAAUGUCAUUUCCUUUCCAUUCACACAAUUGGGAAAGAUGAUUGUCACACUCAAGGCACUGCUGUAUCAUGAAUAGAGCACACAAGUUUUGCUUUAGGUGUUUUAUUUAAAGCAUCAAUACGGGCGAGGGUUAAACGCUAGACUUUACAAGUACUGUACUCUCCUCCCUGGGGAGUGCAGACUGCAGUGAGGGUCAUCCCAGGAUGAGAGGGAAGUUUCCACAUGGCUAACACUUAAACUCGAUGGGGUCUAUAUGGAUACUGUAUGUGGCGAGGGUGUGUGUGUGUGCGUGUGUGUGUAUAAACACCAUUAACUUGGUGCAGCCACCACCAUGUCUGUGACAGGGGUAGCACGAGGGAUGGUGAAUAUUGAUAUUGCAAGCUCACGUGUAGUGGCUUUGAUUUGUAUGUGCCCUUGCGUGUGCGUGUGGGUUACUUUGCGGUGGAGUCCCUUCGCCACAUCUGCAAUGCAGCAGAAAACACCAAAAAAAAAAAAACAGUUGGUGGGGUGGGGGAGGCAGCGUGGGUGAUUCUGACAAAAGAGUGACACUGUCCUUUUUCUUCUUCUACUUCCAGCCCACUCACAUUAUCAUAAUUGUUAUCGGAACUCAAUAUGGUGUGGAAUGUAGAGCUAGUGAUUGUUGGACAUGGUAGCUGCAAUGCACUGUGCCAGCUUCCGUACUUUACAUAUAGUGACCUUUACAUGCAGCCACCUAGCCAGACCCCCCCCCCCACACACACACACACAAUGAUUUUCCUUCUCCAAAGCAUACGCAGCACAAAGUCCGUGUGUCCGAUUGGGUGUUUAGUAAAAAUCUCAAGGUUAUUGUGGUCCCUCCGGGACGUCUCCUUAAUUCCUCACCUGGAACAAGUACAGAGGAACUGACCAACCUCCGCCACGGGAUUUUCCCCGCACACCUCCCCUUAACUUGCUGUCGACCUUGAUCGAAUCCCGCGUCCAUCCACACAAAGGAUUUUAUUUUUGUCGCCGCUCUUUAUACUACACCAGGAAAUCAUUGUCUUCCAAAUCCGAUUGGCUUCAGUCUUCCAGCAGUCCAAAGCUACAAGGACACUAUUUUUGUAUACAAAGGGGGGCAAGAAAAUAUAUCCACUAUCUCUGUGUAGACGUAUUUCCUUCGAGAGAACGACACAGGUGUGUUGAGGAACUCCAAACACACCGAGACGAGACAACGAGCUUGCAUGCGCCAAAUCAUUUACUGGACAGAAAGGAACUUUGGCCUCUAUUUACUCUUGAAGCACUUCAUGGCCUCGGCUAACCCCUUCAAAUCUUCACCCUGCAUUUGCAAUAUGAUAUGCAUUUAUUUCUAUAAUAACUUACAUAAAG